Molecule: messenger RNA, 849 nt
Organism: Gossypium arboreum
Lineage: Eukaryota; Viridiplantae; Streptophyta; Magnoliopsida; Malvales; Malvaceae
Product: mavicyanin-like
Exons: 2
Coding region: 196-735 (179 amino acids)
Cellular component (GO): plasma membrane
Molecular function (GO): electron transfer activity
Source: RefSeq, a predicted model, not a curated record
GGUACACAGCAACCAUUCCACCAUUGUUUCUAGGAAGCUGCCUGGAGGAUGUAAGCCACCCUUUUUGUCUCUGUUGUGAUAACUUUCUUGCUUAACACACACACUUCACCCCAUCUUUCUCUUUCAAAAGAAUCCCUUCUUGUUUGUUAAGCAACACUAGAGCAACAUAUACUUUCCUGUUGUGUGACAAUAACUAUGACAAUGGUGACGAAGAUGGUGAUGGUUCUUGUUUUUGUGGCAGCCAAUACUGGUGUGAAAUGGGUCGGAGCACAAGUGCAUCACGUGGUCGGAGGUGACCGUGGCUGGGACCCUUCAUUUGACGUUGCAUCUUGGUCUUCCGGCAGGAUCUUCAGGGUCGGAGACAAAAUCUGUUUCCCCUCCUCUGCAGCACAGGAGAGCAUCGUAGAGGUAAAGAGCAAGGAUGAAUAUGAGUCGUGUGAUGUAGGAAACCCCAUAAGGAUAUAUACAGUGGGCUUAGAUGGCAUCGAAUUGGAUGGGGAAGGGAUUCGAUACUUCAUGAGCAGCAAGCCUGAGAGCUGCAAAAAGGGUCUAAAGCUACACGUGGAAUUAAUGCCUUUGCAGAGCCCAGAAUUCCCACAGACAUUGUCAGAGUCAGACAACUCUUAUUGGAGCAUAGCCGCCGCGCCGACAACCCCUUCUCCAUCGGUCCAGCUUUAUGGGAACUUCCCAAUUUUAUCACUUGGGCUCUUGCUUUGCACUUCUAUGGCUAUUUAGUUGGCUUAUUACUCAUCCUUUUUAUAGCUUAUGUUUGCCCUAUGCUCUAUAUCCUAUAAUAAAUCUAAUGUAGUUUUGCAAAACUGGACAAGGCAAGGUAAAAUAAUUUAAUAA